AUGGCGGGGCAGCAGUUCCAGUACGACGACAGCGGCAACACGUUCUUCUACUUCCUCACCAGCUUCGUGGGGCUCAUCGUCAUCCCCGCCACCUAUUACCUGUGGCCACGGGACCAGCACGCCGAGCAAAUUCGAUUAAAGAAUAUACGAAAUGUUUAUGGAAGAUGCUUGUGGUAUCGUUUGAGAUUGUUAAAACCACAGCAAAACAUAAUACCUACAGUAAAGAAAAUAGUCCUCCUUGCUGGCUGGGCAUUAUUUUUGUUUCUUGCAUACAAAGUUUCCAAAACGGACCGAGAGUAUCAAGAAUACAACCCCUAUGAGGUUUUACAUUUGGAUCCUGGAGCAAGCAUAUCAGAAAUUAAGAAGCAGUACCGGGCACUGUCGUUGAAAUACCAUCCAGAUAAAGGUGGAGAUGAAGUUAUGUUCAUGAGGAUUGCCAAGGCCUAUGCAGCCUUAACUGAUGAAGAAUCACGAAAGAAUUGGGAAGAAUUUGGUAAUCCAGAUGGACCACAAGCUACAAGCUUUGGUAUAGCUCUGCCAGCUUGGAUUGUGGAUCAGAAAAAUUCAAUUUUGGUUUUGCUUGUAUAUGGAUUAGCAUUUAUGGUUAUUCUUCCAGUUGUUGUGGGUUCCUGGUGGUACCGAUCCAUACGGUACAGUGGAGACCAGAUUCUCAUCCGGACAACUCAGAUAUAUACCUAUUUUGUCUACAAAACAAGGAACAUGGACAUGAAAAGGCUUAUCAUGGUUUUGGCAGGGGCAUCCGAAUUUGAUCCUCAGUACAACAAAGAUGCUACGAGCAGACCAGCAGACAACGUUCAGAUCCCACAGCUCAUCAGAGAAAUUGGUGGCAUAAAUCUGAAGAAGAACGAGCCUCCACUCACCUGCCCUUACAGCCUGAAAGCCAGGGUUCUGCUGUUGACUCAUCUUGCCAGGAUGAAAGUUCCUGAGGUCCUUGAAGAAGAUCAGCAGUUUAUCCUGAAGAAGAGUCCUGCACUGCUUCAAGAAAUGAUUAAUGUGAUCUGCCAGCUAAUCAUAAUGGCUCGGAGCCGGGAAGAAAGGGAGUUCCGUGCUCCAUCUUUGGGAUCUUUGGAAAAUUGCAUGAAGCUUUCCCAGAUGACUGUCCAGGGACUCCAGCAGUUCAAGUCUCCCCUUUUGCAGCUGCCUCACAUUGAAGAAGACAAUCUUAGGCGAGUCUCCAAUCAUAAAAAGUAUAAAAUCAAAAGUAUUCAGGAUUUGGUGAGUUUGAAGGGGUCUGAUCGUCGCAAUUUGCUGCACUUCCUAGAAGAUAAGAAAUAUGAAGAAGUCAUGGCUGUCCUUGGCAGCUUUCCAUAUGUCACUAUGGAUAUAAAACCACAGGUUUUGGAUGAUGAAGACAGCAACAAUAUUACAGUAGGUUCUCUUGUCACUGUUCUGGUCACUCUGACAAGACAGACCAUGGCAGAAGUGUUUGAAAAGGAGCAGUCUAUAUGUGCAGCAGAAGAGCAGCCAACAGAAGAGGGGCAAGGAGAUGUCAACAAAGUUAAGAGCAAAGGAUGGCAGCAAAAGAAUAAAGGAACCAAGAAAGCUUCAAAGUCAAAGAAAAAGAAGCCAUUGAAAAAGAAACCUGUGCCACCCUCUUUGCAGCCACCGAAACAGCAGAAGCAAAAACAAGCUAAUGGGGUAACAGGUGCUGAAGUAGUUGCAAAGGAAGAAGAGGAGGAGCUUUCUGAUAAAGGGAGUGAAUCUGAAGAAGAAGAAACAAACAGAGACUCUCAAAGUGAAAAAGAUGAUGGAAGUGACAGAGACUCUGACAGAGAGCAAGAUGAGAAGCAAAACAAAGAUGAUGAAGCUGAGUGGCAAGAACUACAGCAAAGUAUACAGAGAAAGGAACGAGCCCUUCUUGAAACCAAGUCAAAGAUAACACAUCCAGUUUACAGUCUUUUUUUUCCUGAGGAAAAGCAGGAGUGGUGGUGGCUGUAUAUUGCAGAUCGGAAGGAGCAGAUGCUAAUAUGUAUGCCCUAUCAUGUUUGCACACUAAAAGAUAAAGAAGAGGUAGAGCUGAAGUUCCCAGCACCAGGCAAGCCUGGAAACUAUCAGUACACAGUUUAUUUGAGAUCGGAUUCCUACAUGGGAUUGGACCAGAUUAAACCACUGAAGCUGGAAGUUCAUGAAGCAAAACCAGUGCCAGAAAAUCAUCCACAGUGGGAUACAGCAAUAGAAGGUGAUGAGGACCAGGAAGACAGCGAGGGCUUUGAAGACAGUUUUGAGGAGGAAGAGGAAGAGGAGGAAGAUGAUGAUUAAGACAGUACUAUUGAUUGACUACACUAUCUGCAUACAGUGCAAACUCUUGGUCUGACUGUGGGAACUGUACAAAUAACCAAGAAACCCAGUACAGAAGCUUUGAGAAGGCUGAAUUUCAUUGUUUUCUUUACCAAUUAAGAGUGCAUUAUGUAACUUCUCAGUGGAGGUGAAACAAAUCUGUUGCCAUUGAUACAACUUUGGAAUAUGCUUAUGGCUCAUUCUAGCCUUCAAGUGCAGGAUGGUGCAUUUGUUUCAACUGAAAAUAAAAGCUUUUUUUAUUAUAAAUGUCUGAAAGUGUGGGCUAUGUAUUGUCUGAUCAAGUCUAGGGUCCAAUGAAAGGGACUAAU
Indicator indicator is the source of this 2627-nucleotide messenger RNA. RefSeq names its product SEC63 homolog, protein translocation regulator (gene SEC63). The transcript has 22 exons. Gene Ontology annotation, molecular function: transmembrane protein transporter activity; RNA binding. The record is from RefSeq and is a predicted model, not a curated record. Gene Ontology annotation, cellular component: Sec62/Sec63 complex. Lineage: Eukaryota; Metazoa; Chordata; Aves; Piciformes; Indicatoridae. The coding region runs from base 1 to 2280 and encodes 759 amino acids. Gene Ontology annotation, biological process: post-translational protein targeting to endoplasmic reticulum membrane; SRP-dependent cotranslational protein targeting to membrane.